This is a messenger RNA of Dentiscutata erythropus, 192 nucleotides long. The record is from the annotation of a GenBank genome assembly. Lineage: Eukaryota; Fungi; Glomeromycota; Glomeromycetes; Diversisporales; Gigasporaceae.
AUGGCUCGGUCCAACACUGGGAGCAGCGCUGAAACACACAAGGACGUCUUGGUAUUAGAAGGUUUUAUGGCAUCACCACAGCAACCACAACAAUCGACAAACACCAACCCAUUAGCGGGUAAAGGGAAGGAAAUGGAGCAACCAACAGGUGGACGUAAUGACACUUAUAAACCAACAACGCAAUAUCUUUGA